Oryzias melastigma (Indian medaka) is the source of this 1819-nucleotide messenger RNA. It is a transcript of the gene lrrc28, whose product is annotated as leucine rich repeat containing 28. Gene Ontology annotation, molecular function: protein binding. The transcript is spliced from 10 exons. NCBI's taxonomy places the organism in Eukaryota, Metazoa, Chordata, Actinopteri, Beloniformes, Adrianichthyidae. The record is from RefSeq and is a predicted model, not a curated record. Bases 285 to 1379 code for a protein of 364 amino acids.
UAAAGAGUUAAUUUGUGGGACAGAAAAUGGUUGGUUAUUAAUUUUCAACAUAAAAUAAAAAACGUAUAUAUUUCAGUAUAAAAAGUAUUUUUUUAAACUAUUAAAAAUGUCUUGUGUUAUUCUAAAACAAUUCCACAUGGCUCAGAAAAAAAUGAAAUAUUGUGGUUUUCUGGAUGACCAGUUGGUGGCAACAAAGUGCCAUCGAUGAGUUUGUAUCCACCAGCUCGGAAAGCGAAGAAGAAGCUCAAUGACGUCAGCCCUGGAAACAGCGGUUUCCUUUAGAAAUGGCAACUGAACUCUAUGAAACCAUAUUUGUGGCCAAACAGGAGCGCCACAAAAACCUGUUCCUGAACUACAAGAACUUAAACAUUUUCCCGGUGGAGCUGCUGAAGGAUGAAGGGCUGCUGUUUCUGGAGAGGCUCUACAUGAAGAGGAACUCCCUCACAUCACUGCCGGACAAUCUGGCUCAGAAGCUCCCAAACCUCAUCGAGCUGUACCUGCACUCAAACAACAUAGUUAUUAUACCUGAAGCUAUAGGAAACCUGGCCCGGCUGCAGUCGUUGGACCUGAGCGAUAACGCCCUGCAGCUCCUCUGUCCGGACAUCGGCCGACUGAGGUCUCUGCGGCACCUCAGACUCUCCAACAACCGCUUGAAAUACCUUCCGCCAGAGAUCGGCGACCUGCAGGAGUUGGAGACGCUGGACGUGGCCAUGAACCAGCUGGUGUCUCUGCCGGAUCGGCUGCACCGCUGCAUCUCCCUGCAGAACCUGACCGUGGACCACAACCUGCUGAGCCACGUGCCCCGACAGCUCUGCUGGCUCCACCGCCUCAACCAGCUCUCCAUGGCGGCCAACCGGCUGAGCUUCCUGCCGCUCGACCUGGGCAGAUCCAGAGAGCUGCAGUUUGUGUUCGUGGACAACAACGCGGAGCUGAAGGGCCUCCCCUCCUAUUUGUACAACAAGGUCAUCGGCUGCAGCGGGUGUGGUUUGGAGGGCGUAGCGGGUGAAGCGUCGGGUGAGGUGCUGAGCGCGGCGCUGGUGGGUCUCCCGGCUGAAGUCAAGGUGAUCGGCUCAAAGGCGGACGGCGUGGUUCCUCUGGAGGAGCUGGCGAUGAGGACGCUGCACCAAAUCUACCACCACCUGCCUGCAGACUUGAGCUUGGUUCCACCCAUCACCCUCCCAAAGAGCUUACUGGACCUGCUGCAGUUCCCUCUGGGUCACUGCCACCGCUGCAGCCAGGCCAUGUUCACUAUCAUCUACCCCAAGCUGUUCCCGCUCCGGGACACCGCCCUGGCAGGAGUGCACCGCAGGACGACCGUGAGUUUUGUGGCCUACUGCUGCUCCAGCCGCUGCCUCCAGACCUUUGACCUCCAGGGCUGACACGGGUGGAGUUCAGGAGAUCUCAGAUCUGCUCAGAAUCGCCCCGAAUAAAGCAUCCGGGAUAACUCUGCGUGUGUUUGCUGCGCACAAACUAAACGGCGAGCAUAGUGGCGUUCCCUCACUAACCGAGCCGAGGUAACCACAGGCGGCGACGGGCCUUACUCACAAAGCGAGCACUUUCAUCCAAAAACCUCUCUGUGGGACACUUUCUCACAGAGGUUUCUUGUAGCAAAGACAUUCGAUCGAGCAGAGGAAAACCUCUGAAGGAUGAAGUCUGUUUUAUAUGAAGUUUUCCUUCUUGAAAAGUGUUUGGCUUUGACUGCUAACAGCCAAACAUCUGCAGGAAACACCUGUGGAGAUCCAACGAACUGUGUUUGACUGCUUGUUUGUUAUUUCUUAUAUUCAUGUUUGACAGUAAACAUUUAACUAACUGAGCUUAA